AAGCAGUCGCAGACACUGCUCAGGUCGGCCGCGCCCCAGGGACAGGCGCAGAGCCUUGAGGCUAGUGCUGUAGCGGGCCGGCCGCGGGUCUACAGCUGCCUCUCACUGGCGGGGCGCUCACAGCACGGGCGGCCCCCCCGCCGCUCUGCGCUCUGGCCGCUGCCAACCCCCGAGAAUCAGCUGGUGCGCAUGCGCGAACAGUUCCGGCAACGACGGCGAUCCGGGUGUCACGUGGGGCCGGGGAGCCUAUGGGGCGGCAGCUUGCUGCGGGGUCGCCGGGAGUCGGUGUCUGGGCCUGUGGCGCCUGCUGGUUCCUCAGGGGCGGCCCCGCAGCCUCCGCCGGCCCGGAAUGUGCUGAGCGACGCCGCCGCGUUCCCGUAGCAGGCCGAGGCAGCCGCCGCCUCGCCCGAGGCGGGUACACUAUAACUAGAGUAAGUAUCCAUGAUGGAUGGAAUCAUAAAUACUAAGAAUUUGAGAACUGAGCCAAUCACAGCUCAGGUGUGAAUGACAGAGGAGGUGCCCCCAACUGCAGUUAGUGACAUAAACCUGCGUCUUCUCUGCCACGAUGACAUAGAUGUAGUGAAACAGCUCUGCGGUGACUGGUUCCCAAUAGAGUACCCUGACUCAUGGUAUCAGGACAUCACUUCCAACAAGAAGUUCUUUUCCCUUGGAGCCACCUACAGAGGCACCAUUGUGGGAAUGAUAGUAGCUGAAAUAAAGAGCAGAACAAAGGUGCAUAAAGAGGAUGGGGAUAUUCUAGCUUCCAAUUUUGCGGUCGAUACUCAAGUUGCUUACAUUUUAAGUCUAGGAGUGGUGAAAGAAUUUAGAAAACAUGGAAUAGGUUCCCUCUUACUUGAAAGCUUGAAGGAUCAUAUAUCGACAACUGCCCAAGACCACUGUAAAGCCAUCUACUUGCAUGUCCUCACCACCAACAAUACAGCAAUUAACUUCUAUGAAAAUAGAGACUUUAGACAGCACCACUACCUGCCCUAUUAUUAUUCUAUCAGAGGGGUCCUCAAAGACGGCUUCACCUACGUUCUAUACAUCAAUGGCGGACAUCCUCCUUGGACAAUCUUUGACUACCUACAGCACAUUGGCUCAACGCUCGCCAGCCUGAGCCCAUGUUCGAUUCCUCACCGGAUAUACCGCCAAGCCCAGAGUCUCCUCCGCAGCCUGCUGCCAUGGUCUGGCAUUUCCGCAAAGAGUGGUAUUGAAUACAGCCGGGCAACGUGACACAGUCAGAUGGUGACAGCAAAGCGAGAGGAUCAUUCUUCCCUUUAUCUCCUGAAUCAUCUGGCUCUGCACUGAUUCCAGUUAUGCGGGCUUCCUAUCAACAACCCAGCCUCUUAAAAUUGACCACUCAGCGGUGGAUUGACUGAGAUUUGGCAGACUGUAUGCUUGACUUGCUGUAGCCCUUCUUGCCAUCUUCUUGCCAGAGUCCCAAGGCAUCCUGUGUGGAUUGACAGUCAUUACUGUCUUAUAAGGGGUGUCACUGUGCUGUAGGCAAGUGGCCCUUCCUAUUACAGCUCUGUGUGUUACUCCUCCCCUCCUCUCCCUCUCCCCUUGCUUUUGGCCAGUACUCAUGUAGAUGCACAUAGUUGUACAUGAGAUGGACAAGGAUGUAGUCAUCUGCUUUGCAUAGCAUAGCUAAUGACAGGAAUGUACAAUAAGGCAAUCAACAUGCACUGAUCAACCAUGUUAGAACCCACACAAUACAUCAGAGGGCCAGGGCUGGGCCAUGUCCUCUUAGUCCAAGGUCCAAUGGAAAUGGGGCACAUUUCUCUUGGGCUCCCGUGCUCCUGCUGAGGAGUCUGUGUUGCUGCUGGUAACACUCCUGCCCACUCACAGGAAGGAAAUUGCUGCUGAGAUGCCCAGAGAUAGUCAUCACCCCAUGACUUAAAAAGAAGUGUCUGAUUCACGAUGCUCCAAAGUAGAAGACAGGGAUUGAAAUUACUGUUUCAUAGUGAAAUAUAUAUAUACUGUAUAGAUCCUUCUGCCUUGAGUCUGAGCUAGAGCUCACCAGGAUAUGAGUGGGGGAGAUGUAUAGAGUUAUUCCUGUAGUUGGAGCCCCUGAGGAAAGAGAGUGAGACAUCUCCAUUCCCUUACCUGGUCACCAUUGGAACCUAAGUUAAUCUCCCGCAGGCUCUCUAGGAAUGAGAUUUGUGCACAGAUUGCUGCUUUUGAAGUAAAUUAGCUGCUGCCCCUCUUGUGUUUGUAGAGACUGCAGGCCAUGAGAGAUGUGCAGGGGAUGCGCCGAUGGGCAGCCUCCCUGCGUCUUUGCCAGGAGUCUGGUAUUGAAGUCCCUGAGGAGGCUGCAAUGUGACUGUCAAUAGUGAAAUGCUUGCUUUGUUUGUACAAGACUUGUGCAGGACACUUGUCUCCCCAUGUGGAGCUUGCCAGACAUUGACCUCCCCAAUAGGCAGAAGGCCCCAGACCCUCCCCACGUAUUAAACUAAUGUGCAAAAAGAUCCCAUAGCCACAGGAGUGGCACCUGAGUGCAAGCAGGACAUUAGAAUAGUGCUGUCCCUCAGCUCUGCUAGUGGGAGCAUUUAGAACGGAGCAAAUAGGAGCAAAGCAUACACUGUUGGUAAAUGCCUGGCCUCCUUCCAGCAAUGGUCAACAAGCCCCUUCUUCCCUGGCGGAGGCUGUGCUCCCUUGGCUCUGCACCCCUGUCCCCACUGUUCAUGUACCCACUUUGAAACUGGGAGUUGGCAGAGGAAGUCUUGAACUAAAGUUGGUGUGUUGUCUCCUGCUGCUGGCAGUGUGGGUGGCAGGUAUCUAGGAGGUUACUAUUGAGACAGGGAGUGAUGGGGUCUUACAGCACAAAGUUGCUUAAAGUAACUUAAAUCUGCUGGAAGAACUAGCUCUCCAGAUGUCACUUAAAGACAAGUCAAUGUCUAACUGUAGAGGAUAACUAUCCCCUUGCUAUUACCAUGCCAGCUGCUAUCUAAAUAGGGUGAGAAUAGCAUCUGUCUUGUCAGGGGCCUCUGCCUGGCACUGCCAGAAUCCCAAGGGCAGUCUUGGCACCCCCCUUCAGGAGGCUCUGAGAAGCCCGUUUUUUAAAUACAGAAUGUGUGCUGCAGAUACAGCUUGCACUCUUAACCCUGUCCCAUGUGGGUUGGAGCCAAGCCCAGGAAGUUUCUUCAAUCAGGCCCUGGGAUGCCACUGUGUGUCUUCCCUUGAGGCAGCAGUGGGGAUCAUUGUUGAAGGUGCUGUUCAUUUCCCAGCUCAGCAGGACAUGCUCAGCUUCAUUUGUUAUAUUGCUGGAAUAGAUUGUUUAAUCACAAAAGAGACUGUUUCUCAGUCAAAGCAUUCUAGCUAUAAUGCGUAAGAACAGCUGGGAUUUUAGCAGGAAAAUUCCUUUUGUGGAGCUGGUACAGAUGCACAAACUGCUGCUGUGCAGUGGGGAAAUGUCUGAGCUUCAAAAUGGAUGCUUCACUUGGUGUAGAUCAUGUGGGCUGAAGGAGGCUAAUGACUCGAAGGGAGAGGGCCUCUGGGGAAAGCUGGAGAAUGGGUUGGUGUUGGGGCUGCACAGUCGUCAUUGUGUGUCUAAUUCAGUGCAGUGUGGCAGGUAGAGCCCCUGCCUGAGAAAGAGGGCAGUGACUGACCAGCAUGGGCUGGGACCAGAGUUUUAUGGGCAAACUUCCCCCAUUCUCUGUGAGGAGGGGAGAUCUAGCCAGUGCCAUGCAGUGAUCUCACCAGGUCCUGCAAUGGGAUGAUCUUCACCCAUUCAGACUGAGAAUCAGCCCUCCUACCCCACCAGCUCUGCUUCAUUUUUGUGCAUGUACCUUACGUCUUUCAGGUCUUUUGGCUGGGGAGCCCUUCUCUUGCAAAGUUGUCUCCCAGGAAGGAAUGGAAUCUCUGUAUGUGUAUGUGCACUCCGUGCUUUGCAGCCAGGGCCACCCCACCCAGCAGGCUGGGCAAGAUGUCAGUCCUCUCCUGACACUGAAAUGUCUUAGAUCCAGCAUGACAGUUAAGCUGCUUAGAAGUGGUUUUUUUAAAGGGCUACUCUGAACCAAGCCUGUUUCCUUGGGAUGGGCUGACACCUCCCCAGAGAACUUGUCAGCCUUGUUCUCCUGUCACCUUGUUUUUCUUGUCUCCCUGGCCCACCUGCCUGGUAUGGAUACCAGUGUGCUCUGUAUGGGGGGCGGGAGAGGGAGGAAGAACUGUUUCCUAAUCAUCCAACAGAAACUUUUAGCAAAUGUUUUCAGUGUAAAGAAGUUCUAACCCAGUAUUCAUUAUGCACUCAGCUGCUGGGCCACAUGGGAUGUUAAGGGCUGCAGCCCUUGUGGGGUACAUCCCUCUGAUCUGCCCAGCCCAGGUCUCCAGACUCUGGCUGAUUUACAGCAGCCCGAGAUUUCCUCUCCCUUCAGUGCCCAUCUGUAUUCUAGUCAGGAAACGCCAUCCUGCUUCCCCUGUUGGACCUGUGCUGUUGGUGGUAUGGGAGCUAAGAGGGUGAGGGGACCAGAGAUGUCUGUAAUAGACUGAAUCUGCUUCUCACUGGCAACCUGCUUUCUGUGUAGUUAGGAAUGGGUGCCAUCUAGCCUCCUCCUGCCUGCCAUAAGACUUGUACUGCUCCUGGUUGGGCCUCUCUAGCUUCUGUGUGCAGGAAGUGGAGGGAAUGUGGGCAUCCUAGGACUGAUGGGCUUUUCCUAGGGAGGGGAAGUUACCCUGUGGAACCUCCUUGUUCACUCCCUUGUCCUAUCCCCAUGCACAUGUCCUAGUAUUGCAUUUUUAAUUUGUGUGUGCUAAUGAAGUGCAGGGCCACAUGGCUGAGUUAGCCUGCUCUUGUACACACAGGAACCAAAAUAGGGAGUGAUCAGUCUGUUGUUGGUGCAGCUGCUGCAUUAACAUGCGCCACAGAGGAACAGAUUCUCUAGUUGCCAGUAAGAUCACCAACAAUCCUUCCGUUUUGGGGCUGCCGUAGAGGCACUCAGAGGGACAGGGUCUGAUUGGCUUGAACUCCUAUUACAGACCCUUCCUGGAGAGGCCUUGCCAUUCACAGUCAUUGUGUGACAGAUGGCUUUAUUCUCAACAUGUUUUUAGAUGGGGCUUGUUGGUUCUUCCCCCUGUAAAUGAGUUGGGUCCCCAGUGGGAAAAAUCCUGAGCUCUCUCUUCUGUGCCAGUGAGAUCUUCCCAGGCAGAGCAGCCAUUGCCAAUCUGCUUUGGCCAAGGCCUCUGGCUGAAAGGAUUUGUCAGUUGAAACUGUUCCUGGUAAUGCUGUAUGGAGGCUCCCAGCUGUGAAAUUACAGGGGCACCUAUUCAAGCCCAGCUCCCUGCCCAAGCAGACUUUGCCAGGUGCUCUGUUUGAGCUUUCAAUCAUGUAUCCUACACUGUAGUAUUUAGGACUGUGAAUUUUCCAAUGUAAAUGACCCUUGAUCUAGUGGCUCCAGGCAGAUUCCAUUUCCUCACAUCCAGAGGGAGAGGCUUUGGUUUCUCUCAAGGCAUCUUAACCUAAUUUGCAGUAACUGGUUUUGUAUUCUCCCCCCCCCCCCAUGUAGCUCAUUUUUUUAAAGUGUGUACACCUGUGCUUGAGGAUUUAGUUGCUAAAUAUGCUUCAGUGUGCAUGGGGUUUGUGUUCCUUGCACUUUACUAUCUCUCUGAAAUAGCUGUACAAUACAGAAUGUUUUUUCUCAUGGGUCUGGGUUUCAACUCUUCCAACUGUUUUUGUACCCAUAGCUGUUGUCCAUGCUAACUACCAGUGCUCCAGCAAGAGGAGACAAGCUACUUGUCCUACCUGCGAUGCCCCUUUAUGAACUCUGUCCUCAUUGCAACAGCUUGUCAGUCACACCACCCCUCCUGCCCUGUUAUUUAUUGAAGAGCAUAUUGCUGCCACAGUCAGCCUGUCUCUCUAAAUGUCUUUAAUUAAAAUGAUUUUUUUCUUU
Messenger RNA from Caretta caretta (loggerhead turtle), 5885 nucleotides. The record is from RefSeq and is a predicted model, not a curated record. Lineage: Eukaryota; Metazoa; Chordata; Testudines; Cheloniidae.